This is a messenger RNA of Paramuricea clavata, 12206 nucleotides long. The record is from the annotation of a GenBank genome assembly. Lineage: Eukaryota; Metazoa; Cnidaria; Anthozoa; Malacalcyonacea; Plexauridae.
GAAGUGGAAUAUGUGAAACAAGAAGCCAAAGUUGUUUAUUUAUUGGAAUGUUUAAACAAAACGUCUCCUCCAGUGAGUAUACUAUUGAAGAGUUUGUGUGGAUGAAAAUUCUGUGCGAAAACUGUAUGGGUAUGAGAUCGCUCCGUAUAGGCAACUCUUUGACAAAAGACUGGUUAUUUAUUAUUUAUUACAACUGGUUACGAAUUUAAAUUGUUUCUGACUGAGCUUUGAAGAGAAUGGUUCCCCAGAUGAUAGGAGGAUUCGGGGAUCACUUGGCUGUACACUCCGGUAAAAAUAGUAAAUUCGUCCAAAUUUCAAAGCAAAGAUGAGAGCUUUUUGCCACAGAGUUGCCUGCGGAGGAUACUAAAGCUUUACUAACAUUCUUGCUAUUAUGCUUAGGUGUUAGUGUUUGCCUCAAAAAAAUCUGAUGUUGACGACAUUCAUGAGUACUUGUUGUUAAAAGGUGUGGAGGCAGUUGCAAUUCACGGUGAUAAAGGUAAAUUGUCCACUUGAUAUGUAAUUCAAAACAUACUGUACUUCCGAACAGCUUGUUUAUAAAUUUGGAAAUAUUUCUUCCGAAAUAUUGUCAGGUCAGUAGAAGUUUCUUCUCUGACGUUUUGAAAUAGAUAAACUAAAACAUCAUGUUAAACUUAACCGAGGGUUAGCGCUCAUCCCAGCAAUUUCAACAAAAAUACAUGAUUUACGGUUAUACAGGCAAUACAAAUAACAUACAUUCACAGAGCAAAUUGGAGGAAAGUUAGGCAGUAAAAAUAUAAAGAAUUUCUCUUUGUGUCAUCAUAUCAUAUAUGAUGUAUCAUAUAUCAUGUACAUGUUUCUGCAUCUAUCAUAUAUCACAUAUCAUGUAUCAUGCAUCAUAUCAUAUUUCAUAUAUCAUAUAGCAUAUAGCAUAUAUCAUAUUUCAUAUAUCAUAUGUUAUAUAUCAUAUUUCAUAUAUCAUAUAUCAUGGAUCAUGUAUCUGCAUGUAUCAUAUAUCAUGUGUUAUGUGUCACAAGUCACGUAUCAUGUAUCACGUGUCAUAUAUCAUAUUAUAUUAUAUUAUACCUCACAAUGAGCUUGUCCAAUCAGAGAACUAAAUUUGUACCACAUGACCAUGGUAUUUUUCAGCGAAUACUAAGACCUAGGCAAUUUGAACCCUGGGUGUUUUACCCGGGGCCAUGGUAUUCGACUUCGAAUACCACGCUUGAGCGGGAAAUUCGACUUUUUUAAAUGUAAAGUUAUCAAAAGUUGUGUUUUGAAAUUAAAAGUUAAUUGAAUGAUAUUUGUUCUCUACUUAUUUUUGAAAGGUUCGGUAUAAUAUACCAUUUAUAGACCUUUCACUCGGGGUAUUCCACAAAAAAUUACCCUGCGGGAUGAAAUAUUCCUCGGGCUUCGCUCUCGGAAUAUUUCAUCCCUCAGGGUAAUUUUUUGUGGAAUACCCCUCGUUUCAGGUCUAUAACUGAUAAAUAUCAUAUCAUAUAUAUCAUAUAUUAUAUCAUAUAUCAUAUCAUAUAUCAUGUCAUAUCAUAUACUCUCAAUUCGCAACUCUCUUGUUAUUGUAUCUACCUGCACUGGUACAGAUCGUUUGAGAUUACAAAUAAAAUAACACAUGCGAGGUUUUACGUGUGGAUUAAAAAUGAGACUGAAAUACACAACGUACAAAAAUUCGUAGUAUUAAAGAGAUAUAUUGUAAUUAAAGCCGUAGUCCAUGUAUAUUUACACAUUACGUUAUUUACUCCUGAAGUUAUUAAAGUCUUUAGAGAAACCGUAAACCAUCAUUGACCCCCUUCCUGACACGUUUCACCCUAGCUAUUGGGGACGGUCAGGGUAAGAGUGUUAUUUGAGGGGAGGGGCGCGGGCAUAAUUGGGGGGAGGGGCUUGAUGGAGAAAUUACGGACCGAUAUCCACAAAGUUAGAGCAUUGAGACGCUGCCAGAAGCAUAGACUGUUUCUGGGAUUUCUCCUUCGGUUAUGUCGAUACUCGUGUCUUGUAGCUGACUGUCAGCGCUGUCGUCCGGCUUCUCUAGUGACUGUUGGUCUGGCUCUAUCUGGAUCGCUACUGAACCAGAAGAAGCACUUUCAUCAACGCUUUCAAAUGUUACAUGGAGCUCACGUCGUCCUUUGCGGGUCUUCUUUCCAAAGAUGCAAAGCCUGUGGUUUUGAAAUAAACAGGGUAGGCUUUAGUGAAGGUUGUGUAAUGGAAAUGGGGGGAAACGGAAACAAAUUGGCGAUUAAUGAAUAAAUUGUAACCAUGUGAGGAUGGAUGGAUGCAACAAAGAAUAUCUCACCUAACAACAGCAUAAAAAAUAGCUCGUAAAAUUACUGAGGCGAUGACGCCAACAACGACACCAGCUACAAAGGAUAGUUUCUCAAAAUCUUUGAAGAAUGUUUUGAAGAAAGUCUUGACUUUGAACCAUUGACCUGAAGUGAAAUCUAAAAGAAAUAAAUUGAAAAAUUAAAACAUUAAUAAUUGCCAUAACGACAUUUGAAUUGACGUAACUAAUCUAAUUGACCUAAUUCUAAUGAUCGAUUAAUUAACUUUCUGAUGAUGCAAACAAACAUUUUUGGACACUUCUGGAAGGAGAUACGAGUUCAGAUUUAGUUUUACAUCGUUUGCAUUGAUAAAGCCAUUGGAAAUUACGAAUUGAAUGCUCAGCUUAGACAAAUUCAGCGUGGUGUUUCCACAAAACGUAACAGAAUUUCUUGUCUAGUUGCUUACCGGCAAGGCACUGGUACCAGCGACAAUCUUGCACUGUGUUGUUCAAGAUUUUGUCAUUUUCCAAGGUCAAAGCUGUUGAAAAAAAUAUAGUUAUUUUCGGCACUGAACAUGUCUUACUCGAUUUUCUGAGUUGUAAAAUUUCUGAUUUAAUUUUGUGAACAUUGUGCAAACGCAAUCAAUUAAUUAGCAGUUAAUUAUUUACGGCUUUAUUUAUGCACGCAUCUGAAAUCUUACCUCGGAAUUGGCAAUUUUUUCCAGCGUAGCCCUGGCUACAGAUGCAUAACACACCCUCAGGCGUGGCAACAGGCAAUGCGUUCUCUGGGCAAACUUUCUCUGCGAUACAUGUAUCGAUAUUCACGAAAAACGCAAUUAAAACAACGAGUAAAAACUCGCGGGACUUCAUUGUUCUAAGAACCAAUUAAGUCUGAUUUAAUUAGUGACGACGUCGUAAUUAAGUAUCUCUCGCCCCGGUCCACUUUCACGGGAUAACGUCAUUAUUUUCCCGUCAACUUAAGCCUUGGGCGAACUAGCAAACAUUGUCGCAAAAUUAAAACAUUUGAAAUUUUUUCCAAUAUUUCACAGUUUGCCAUUCUUUGGAAACUUUUUAAGCUGCGCAAAUAAAUUUUUCUUUCCACGAAGUAAAAAUCUUUCGAAACAAAUUCAGUUUGUGAACAUGGCAAGGAAACAAUAUUUUUGCCACAAUGUUUCCUCCCUUUUAUGACUUAACCUUGCUCGGACUUGAUGUGAUGAUAUCGUGUCAUAUAUUAUAUAUAUCAUCAUAUCAUAUCGUAUCCUAUCAUAUGCCAUAUAUCAUGUCAUAUGUCAUAUCAUGGUAUCAUGGUAUCAUGGUAUCAUCUAUGUAUCAUGGUAUCAUGGUAUCAUCUAUCAUGUAUUAUAUGAUAUAUCAUGUAUUAUAUAUCAUGUAACAUGUAUUAUAUGAUAUAUCAUGUAUCAUGUAUCAUGCAUCAUAUAUAUUCAUGUAUCAUGUAUCAUAUGAUAUCAAGAUCACGUUAUAUCAUAUCAUAUAUCAUGUCAUAUGUCAUAUCAUAUCAUAUAUCAUAUCAUAUACUCUCAAUUCGCGACUGUCUUCUUAUUGUAUCUACCUGCACUGGUACAGAUCGUUUGAGAUUACAAAUAAAAUAACACAUGCGAGUUUUUACGUGCGGAUUAAAAAUGAGACUGAAAUACACAACCUACAAAAAUUCUUAGUAUUAAAGAGAUAUAUUGUAAUUAAAGCCGUAGUCCAUAUAUAUUUACACAUUACGUUAUUUACUCCUGAAGUUAUUAAAGUCUUUAGAGAAACCGUAAACCAUCAUUGACCCCCUUCCUGACACGUUUCACCCUAGCUAUUGGGGACGGUCAGGGUAAGAGUGUUAUUUGAGGGGAAGGGCGCGGGCAUAAUUGGGGGGAGGAGCUUGAUGGAGGAAUUACGGACCGAUAUCCACAAAGUUAUAGCAUUGAGACGCUGCCAGAAGCAUAGACUGUUUCUGGGAUUUCUCCUUCGGUUAUGUCGAUACUCGUAUCUUGUAGCUGACUGUCAGCGCUGUCGUCCGGCUUCUCUAGUGACUGUUGGUCUGGCUCUAUCUGGAUCGCUACUGAACCAGAAGAAGCACUUUCAUCAACGCUUUCAAAUGUUACAUGGAGCUCACGUCGUCCUUUGCGGGUCUUCUUUCCAAAGAUGCAAAGCCUGUGGUUUUGAAAUAAACAGGGUAGGCUUUAGUAAAGGUUGUGUAAUGGAAAUGGGGGGAAACGGAAACAAAUUGGCGAUUAGUGAAUAAAUUGUAACCAUGUGAGGAUGGAUGGAUGAAACAAAGAAUAUCUCACCUAACAACAGCAUAAAAAAUAGCUCGUAAAAUUGCUGAGGCGAUGACGCCAACAACGACACCAGCUACAAAGGAUAGUUUCUCAAAAUCUUUGAAGAAUGUUCUGAAGAAAGUCUUGACUUUGAACCAUUGACCUGAACUGAAAUCUAAAAGAAAUAAAUUGCAAAAUUAAAACAUUAAUAAUUGCCAUAACGACAUUUGAAUUGACGUAACUAAUCUAAUUGACCUAAUUCUAAUUAUCGAUUAAUUAACUUUCUGAUGAUGCGAACAAAGAUUUUUGGACACUUCUGGAAGGAGAUACGAGUUCAGAUUUAGUUUUACAUCGUUUGCAUUGAUAAAGCCAUUGGAAAUUACGAAUUGAAUGCUCAGCUUAGACAAAUUCAGCGUGGUGUUUCCACAAAACGUAACAGAAUUUCUUGUCUAGUUGCUUACCGGCAAGGCACUGGUACCAGCGACAAUCUUGCACUGUGUUGUUCAAGAUUUUGUCAUCUUCCAAGGUCAAAGCUGUUGAAAAAAAUAUAGUUAUUUUCGGCACUGAACAUGUCUUACUAGAUUUUCUGAGUUGUAAAAUUUCUGAUUUAAUUUUGUGAACAUUGUGCAUACGCAAUCAAUUAAUUAGCAGUUAAUUAUUUGCGUCUUCAUUUAUGCACGCAUCUGAAAUCUUACCUCGGAAUUGGCAAUUUUUUCCAGCGUAGCCCUGGCUGCAGAUGCAUAACACACCCUCAGGCGUGGCAACAGGCAAUGCGUUCUCUGGGCAAACUUUCUCUGCGAUACAUGUAUCGAUAUUCACCAAAAACGCAAUUAGAACAACGAGUAAAAACUCGCGGGACUUCAUUGUUCUAAGAACCAAUUAAGUCUGAUUUAAUUAGUGACGACGUCGUAAUUAAGUAUCUCUCGCCCCGGUCCACUUUCACGGGAUAACGUCAUUAUUUUCCCGUCAACUUAAGCCUUGGGCGAACUAGCAAACAUUGUCGCAAAAUUAAAACAUUUGAAAUUUUUUCCAAUAUUUCACAGUUUGCCAUUCUUUGGAAACUUUUUAAGCUGCGCAAAUAAUUUUUCUUUCCACGAAUUAAAAAUCUUUCGAACCAAAUUCAGUUUGUGAACAUGACAAGGAAACAAUCUUUUUGCCACAAUGUGUUCUCCCUUUUAUGACCUCUGACUUGAUGUGAUGAUAUCGUAUCAUAUUAUCAUAUCGUAUCAUCACAUCAUCGUAUAUCAUCAUCAUAUCUUAUAUCGUAUCAUAUCAUGCCAUAUAUCAUAUCUCAUAUCAUCAUAUGUCAUGUAAUAUGUCAUGCCAUAUAUCAUCAUGUAUCAUAGCAUAGCAUAUAUCAUGUAUCAUAGCAUAGCAUGUAUCAUGUAUCACAUAUCAUGUAUCAUGUAUCAUGUUUCAUCACUUUCAUGUAUCAUAUCAUCAUCAUAUCAUAUAUCAUAUAUCAUAUCAUCAUAUAUUAUGUAUCAUGUAUCAUGUCAUAUAUCAUAUAUCUUAUAUAAUAUAUGAUAUAUCAUAUAUCAUAUAUCAUAUAUCAUGUAUCAUAUCAUGCCAUAUAUCAUAUCAUAUGUCAUGUAAUAUGUCAUGUCAUAUAUCAUCAUGUAUCAUAGCAUAGCAUAUAUCAUGUAUCACAUAUCAUAUAUCAUGUAUCAUGUAUCGUGUAUCCUAUAUCAUAUAUCAUAUAUGUAUCAUAUAUCCUAUAUCAUAUAUCAUGUAUCAUAUAUCAUAUCAUAUAAUAUCAUAUCAUAUCAUAUAUCAUAUCUUAUCAUAUCAUAUCAUAUACUCUCAAUUCGCGGCUGUCUUCUUAUUGUAUCUACCUGCACUGGUACAGAUCGUUUGAGAUUACAAAUAAAACAACACAUGCGAGUUUUUACGUGUGGAUUAAAAAUGAGACUGAAAUACACAACGUACAAAAAUUCUUAGUAUUAAAGAGAUAUAUUGUAAUUAAAGCCGUAGUCCAUAUAUAUUUACACAUUACGUUAUUUACUCCUGAAGUUAUUAAAGUCUUUAGAGAAACCGUAAACCAUUAUUGACCCCCUUCCUGACACGUUUUACCCUAGCUAUUGGGGACGGUCAGGGUAAGAGUGUUAUUUGAGGGGAGGGGCGCGGGCAUAAUUGGGGGGAGGGGCUUGAUGGAGGAAUUACGGACCGAUAUCCACAAAGUUAGAGCAUUGAGACGCUGCCAGAAGCAUAGACUGUUUCUGGGAUUUCUCCUUCGGUUAUGUCGAUACUCGUAUCUUGUAGCUGACUGUCAGCGCUGUCGUCCGGCUUCUCUAGUGACUGUUGGUCUGGCUCUAUCUGGAUCGCUACUGAACCAGAAGAAGCACUUUCAUCAAUGCUUUCAAAGGUUACAUGGAGCUCGCGUCGUCCUUUGCGGGUCUUCUUUCCAAAGAUGCAAAGCCUGUGGUUUUGAAAUAAACAGGGUAGGCUUUAGUGAAAGUUGUGUAAUGGAAAUGGGGGGAAACGGAAACAAAUUGGCGAUUAGUGAAUAAAUUGUAACCGUGUGAAGAUGGAUGGAUGCAACAAAGAAUAUCUCACCUAACAACAGCAUAAAAAAUAGCUCGUAAAAUUGCUGAGGCGAUGACGCCAACAACGACACCAGCUACAAAGGAUAAUUUCUCAAAAUCUUUGAAGAAUGUUUUGAAGAAAGUCUUGACUUUGAACCAUUGACCUGAACUGAAAUCUAAAAGAAAUAAAUUGCAAAAUUAAAACAUUAAUAAUUGCCAUAACGACAUUUGAAUUGACGUAACUAAUCUAAUUGACCUAAUUCUAAUUAUCGAUUAAUUAACUUUCUGAUGAUGCGAACAAACAUUUUUGGACACUUCUGGAAGGAGAUACGAGUUCAGAUUUAGUUUUACAUCGUUUGCAUUGAUAAAGCCAUUGGAAAUUACGAAUUGAAUGCUCAGCUUGAACAAAUUCAGCGUGGUGUUUCCACAAAACGUAACAGAAUUUCUUGUCUAGUUGCUUACCGGCAAGGCACUGGUACCAGCGACAAUCUUGCACUGUGUUGUUCAAGAUUUUGUCAUUUUCCAGGGUCAAAGCUGUUGGAAAAAAAAUAUAGUUAUUUUCAGCACUGAACAUGUCUUACUCGAUUUUCUGAGUUGUAAAAUUUCUGAUUUAAUUUUGUGAACAUUGUGCAUAUGAAUCAAUUAAUUAGCAGUUAAUUAUUUGCGUCUUCAUUUAUGCACGCAUCUGAAAACUUACCUCGGAAUUGGCAAUUUUUUCCAGCGUAGCUCUGGCUGCAGAUGCAUAACACACCCUCAGGCGUGGCAACAGGCAAUGCGUUCUCUGGGCAAACUUUCUCUGCGAUACAUGUAUCGAUAUUCACCAAAAACGCAAUUAGAACAACGAGUAAAAACUCGCGGGACUUCAUUGUUCUAAGCAACAAUUAAGUCUGAUUUAAUUAGUGACGACGUCGUAAUUAAGUAUCUCUCGCCCCGGUCCACUUUCACGGGAUAACGUCAUUAUUUUCGCGUCAACUUAAGCUUUGGGCGAACUAGCAAACAUUGACGCGAAAUUAAAACAUUUGAAUUUUUUUUUCAAUAUUUCACAGUUUGCCUACUUUUGGAAACUUUUUAAGCUGCGGAAACAAAUUUUUAUUUCCACGAAGUAAAAAUGUUUCGAAACAAAUUCAGUUUGUGAACAUGACAAGGAAACAAUCUUUUUGCCAUAAUGUUUCCUCCCUUUUAUGACUAAGCGAAUCCAUUUUGGGAUUAGAUGACCUAUGAUAAUAAUAAUCUUUAUUUUAACAGGUUGACUCUUUCAGUUGAAAGCAGCUGUUAUAAAUAGAGGACCUGUGUGCAUAUAGAGCGUUUGCACUCAUUCCCCCUCAGGCAUCAGGGACUAUUAUAACUCAACAAAAGCCAUGGCGGCCAUGUUGGUGUUCUACGUCAUGUGGAAACACUCUAUAAUUUCUGCUUGAAAUUUCCAUGUACAAAAACUCUUGAAGUGUUAGUUCUGUCGAGUGCAUCAGAUGGCCAAAAAAGUCUUGAUUAAUCCUUUACCCUUUUCUUUUAGAUCAAGAAGAACGUGAGAGAUCUGUAUCUGCUUUUCGCGAAGGACGUAAAGAUGUCCUUGUGGCCACAGAUAUUGCUUCGAAAGGUCUUGACUUUCCAAAUAUUGUUCAUGUUAUUAACUACGAUAUGCCUGAAGAUAUUGAAAAUUACGGUAAGAAAUUGGAAGUUCAGCUCGAGCACUUGUCCCAUACCUACUUUUUAUCCUUGCCUUGCCUUACAGUCCUGUUCCUCCAACCGAAUGACAAUAAUCCAUAAUCUUCUAUGUUCUUCUUUGUUUUCUUCUUUGUUUUCAUCUUCUUUGUUUUCUUCUUUGUUUUUUUUGUUUAAAGUCUGCUAUGUUUUUUUCUUUGUUUUGUUUUUUGGGUGUUUUUUUUUCUUUAUAUGUUUUCUUCUUUGUUUUCUUUGUUUUUAGUCUUCUAUGUUUUUUCUUUGUUUUUGUUUUUUGGGUGUUUUUUUUUCUUCUAUGUUUUCUUCUUUGUUUUUAGUCUUCUAUGUUUUCAAAAACUCUUUGUUUUGUUUUUUGGGUGUUUUUUUUUUCUUUAUAUGUUUUCUUCUUUGUUUUCUUUGUUUUUAGUCUUCUAUGUUUUUUCUUUGUUUUUGUUUUUUGGGUGUUUUUUUUUCUUCUAUGUUUUCUUCUUUGUUUUUAGUCUUCUAUGUUUUCAAAAACUCUUUGUUUUGUUUUUUGGGUGUUUUUUUUUUCUUUAUAUGUUUUCUUCUUUGUUUUCUUUGUUUUUAGUCUUCUAUGUUUUUUCUUUGUUUUUGUUUUUUGGGUGUUUUUUUUUCUUCUAUGUUUUCUUCUUUGUUUUUAGUCUUCUAUGUUUUUAAAAACUCUUUGUUUUGUUUUUUGGGUGUUUUUUUUUCUUCUAUGUUUUCUUCUUUGUUUUUAGUCUUCUAUGUUUUUAAAAACUCUUUGUUUUGUUUUUUGGGUGUUUUUUUUCUUCUAUGUUUUCUUCUUUGUUUUCUUUGUUUUUAGUCUUCUGUCUUUUUUCUUUGUUUUGUUUUUUGGGUGUUUUUAGUCUUCUAUGUUUUUUUUCUUUGUUUUGUUUUUUGGGUGUUUUUUUCUUCUAUGUUUUUUCUUCGUUUUCAAUCUCCUAUAUUUUUUUCUUUGGUUUCUUCGUCUUUGUUUUCUUCUGUGAGCUAGGUACUUAAUUGUUCCACGAAGAUCCCCAUUACGGUAAAACGCCUGGGGCCGGUUAUUCAAAGGUGGAUUAGGAUUAGUGCUAACCCUGGGUUAAAAUUUAACCUGCUGUUUUAAUUUAUAUUUCUGUACGUCUGUUUAUUUCAAAACGUCAUAGAACUGAUAGAAGUAAACUCCUAUUGAGCCAGACAAGAUUUCUGAAGAAAUAUUUUCAAAUUUAUGGACAAGCUGUUGGGAAGUCUGCUCUGAAUUUUAGGUCAACCAAGGGUUCAGCUAAUCGACUUUAGCAAAACUGGCCCCAGUUAAACAAUGUAGUCGCAGACUUGCAUGUUAUACAGCCUUUUCAUAAAUGGCUGCCGAUUACAAAUUCUUUUAUGUGCAUAUAAAUUGGCCCAACUAGCCUCGCUUCUGGGUAGAAAUUCCUUUGAAAUCUUAACAUGAGUACGAGGCUAGUUGGGCCAAUUUAUAUGCAAAUAAAAGAAUUUUUAAUCGGCAGCCGUUUAUGAAAAGGGUGUAUGUAUUUUGUAGUUCACAGAAUAGGUCGUACUGGUCGUAGUGGGAAAACAGGAACAGCGACAACUUUCAUUAAUAAAUCUUGUGGUAAGUCAGUUCAUUUUGAGAGAAGAAUAAUGCCACACUGCAAAACAUGUUGACUCAAAAUCUUUUGUCUCAAAAUUUUGAGUAAAAUCACUCAAAUUUAUGAGCAAAUUUACGUGUAAACAAAAUAUUGUCGUUGAGUAAUUUUGAAAUUUGCUCAUUAAUUUUAGUAAUCUUACUUUCAAUCGUUGUGGGUUCAUUAUUUUACUGAGUCAAAAAUACAAAAUACUGGGGGAUUUUUCGCAGUGCAGGAUUUAGAUGGUUAACCCUUGCUUCAUAUGGGGUGGUGAACCAGAGUGAGAAAAUGUUGAUAUUCUUUCACUAUAUAUACUGCAGUAAUCUUCUAUUGGAUGGCAAAUUUAUUUCGCUUGCUUCUUCUAUACGUGUUCACAGUUUUGAGGUUGACUAACACUCCUGUUGCCCCACAACGCUUAUUGAAAUCCAGCAAUAGAGAUUGAAAAUGUUCAUAAAUGCUUCCCGUUUUCCGUCAGAUGAAUCCGUGUUGCUGGAUCUGAAACAUUUAUUGGCCGAAGCUAAACAGAAGAUUCCGUCAUUUUUGGCCGCAUUGGAACCAGAAAACGAAGAACUACUUAAUGUUGGUGGUGAGUAGCAACUUUAAUUUUUUUUACUGUUUGGGCUGGUUUAUACUCUGGGUUUUAGAUUAACCUAAUGGACGACUUGCGCUUUAGAAAAUUUUUUAAUCUGGGGAUAUAUAACAAAGGAUAUUUUCGGAAAGAAGUUAUCAAAAUUAGAAAAACUGCAAAGUUUGGUUGCGAAAUGUUGUAAAAUACGGAAAAUACAGUCCUGCGAAGUUGGCAAAUUUGUAUACGUUUCUAUUACGUGCGGAAAUUGGUAACUAAUUUAGUUACCAAUUCACGUAGUACGUAAUACAAAAGUAUACAAAUUUGCCAACUUUGAAGGGCUAUAUUUUCCGUAUUUUACAACAUUUCGCAAGCAAACUUUGUAAUACUACUAAUUCCAAGACGCUCUUUCGAGCUGUGGUGAUAGAUUUCGUUGUUCUUACUUAGAUUAAAAUUUAGUCUAAAGCGCAAGUCGUCCAUUUGGAGACACCCGUUAUGGUACAGCAGCCCAUCAAGCCCGGGCUACGCUCAUAAGAAGCCAGACCAUUCGGAACUGGACACAAACUCGUCAUGUAAUAUUUCAAAUCCGACUAUGAGGACUGGACUAGAUUUCAAGUCCAAGCCAUUUGAUAAAGCCUGGUUUCCAUUAAAUCGUAAUUAUCGCAAGAACCGCAUCGCAAGCGUCGCAACGAUUUUAAAAACGCGAAAAUUUUAAUAAAAACUGCGAUUUAUUGGAAACUUGAGUCACACCGAUCACUAAGACUCUUACGACAAAGUCGCAAAGAUUGUCUUAUUGCGAUUUUUGUGAUAGCGAUGUCUGCGUUCCGCGACUAUUGCGAUGAUUACGAUUUAAUGGAAACCAGGCUUAAAGUCCGAGGCGAAUGACAUCUCAUAUACGAAUAAAUCAUUACUUAAAGUGAGGUGAAUUAAUUUUGAUCCAGUCCUAGGACUGAAUCAAUAUACUUCACCAGGUAUCCAGUAUUAUCAUGUGAGCAAAAUAAAGAAAUAUGGUUGGCUAAUUUACAGUACUCAUGAAUUAAUAAUGAAUUUGAGAUUUAUUUUUCCACUGGCUCUCACUAGCUUUGUCGACGCUACACGUGUGAACGCAAGGCGUCCAAACUAAAGUAUAGUUCCGAAUUCAUUCUGUGAGGCUGAUACGAUUCAAAAUGCUUGCUCUUAUAGAAUCCUUAUUUCAAGUUUUCUGUUUUAGACGAACGUGGUUGUGCAUAUUGUGGCGGCCUGGGUCAUCGUAUCACUGACUGUCCGAAACUUGAAGCAAAACAGAUCAAGGAAACUGGAAAUAUCGGUCGAAAGGAUUAUUUAGCACCAGGGGCAGCUGAUUGGUAG